AUGAACGCAAAGCACUUGGUCAUGAGUCUUCGAUGCAGUUUUCGAAUCUCUGCGUCUUCUCCACCACCACUUGCAUUGACCAUCAAGGCCAUCUGCAGGCGACUCACGAGGCCGUGCCACAGACACAGCGCUACCGCGCCGCUGCUGCUCUUGGGCCGAGACAACACGCGAGCGAGCAACGUGGCAAUGCAAUGCAGCGCGCUUUGGAACAUCACGAGCAUCGCUAUGGACUUUGGUUCGUGGACCGGCAACCGCUCCACGGGUGGCGGCGCACUCGACAUCAUCGCAGGUGGCCACGGCGUGCUGUUGUUGGUGAGGCUGAGCGACUCCAAGCUCUUCCCCACGACACUGGCAGGUGAAGAAUGCACGUUGUCGCAGGUCUCCGACUCGUCGUCGUCCACUUGCCACAUGCGCCGAACAAUGUCGCAGGUCCGGUCUCUCAGCACCACGCAAAUCGCCUCGUCGGAUCGGUCGAUUCUGUCGAGGAGCACCACCAGCACUUGCGUCACCAUGUCCUCCCACCACAACUUCCACGACGUCCGCAUCACGACUUUGCACGUGUCCAUCGUCAGCGGCGUCACCGCCGCGCAAAACGCAUUGAAGUCGGCUAUCGCCACCGCCACGAGGGCGUGCCACGUGUCGCCCGCGGCCGAGAGCACCGUUGCCAGCGAUUCAUCCCGGAAACAGACCACUAGUGGCCGCAUCACAAUGUCCACAAUCGCGUUUCGAAACAGCCACAGCGACGCAUAUACUGUACUUGUGAUGGCGGUGGCGACGGUGCUACUUGGCGGAUUCCUCUGGCGUCGAAAGAUGUUGACGACGGACCGCCAAUGCUGCAGACUCACGACCCGCACGCGACUGUCUUGGUGA
This is a messenger RNA of Aphanomyces astaci, 870 nucleotides long. RefSeq lists its product as hypothetical. The coding region runs from base 1 to 870 and encodes 289 amino acids. The transcript has a single exon. The record is from RefSeq and is a predicted model, not a curated record. NCBI's taxonomy places the organism in Eukaryota, Oomycota, Saprolegniomycetes, Saprolegniales, Verrucalvaceae.